UCGCCCACCAAUUUUAUUUCCACUACCACCAUCACUAUUCAAGUUGAAGAAACAGAGGCUCCACAAAGUGGGGAAAAAUAAGGGCAAAGAGAGAACAAUUCCACAGGCAAAUAGAAAUAAAAAUGGAUCUGGAUAUGGAAAUUAAUAGUGCGUUAAGAGUGUUUUGGAAAACAAGAAAAUGGAAUGAAAAAACAUCGACAUUUGAAUCGGAUGAGAAUGUUUCCGUCCCACGCAGAAAAAAGCAAUUUAAGAAGGCCAAACUUUUGAAAUCUAGAAAACAGAGCGAAGAGCUUCAGGAAGCUAAACGAGAGAUCACAUUCCCCUGUUCCUUAUGCAAGCAGGAAAUUGUCACGACUGGCAUUUUCUUCCACAAGAAGCAACAUGCAGUUCUGGCUACAUUGGAUUUCCCAUGGAUGGGUGGUAGGAAACCCCCAUUUUCAGUCCUGGAUGCUCAGAGACAAUUUAUAAUUUCCCAACUAUUGUCAUCUUUUGAGUUCAAUGAAAAAAUCCUACGGAACAUUAAUAAUGCUUUUGAACUACUUGAGAAAAGACAAAUCCCAUUAUACUAUAAGAUUAUUGAUUACAUUGAUGGGAGUUCCGUGUCUUCUCAACAUAUACCUCAUCUAUUAAUUAAAGGUGUAGCCAUCUGCGGAGACAGAAAUGCUGCGUGGAAAGUAGACAUGAAUGAUAAAUUCACUGUCAUGAAUAAUUUUGGCAAUAAACCCAAUGUGUGUUUUUUUGGUUUGUUUGACGGACACCACGGUGCCGCAGCAGCAGACUUGGCAUCAGCAGAGCUCCCGAUUUUACUUCUCCAUCAACUUUCCAAAUUUGAUCCUUCCUACCAAAUGACGACUGAACAGCAAGAAAUCAUCAAUUCCUUCCACACUGUGUUUAGAGAAGAAUACACGGCAAUAGAAGACCUCUUCUCCUCCAUAUACAAAAAGCCAAGAGCAUUGAAGUAUGAGUAUGAGGACACACACAAAGCAUUUGCAAAAGCGUUUUGGAGAAUGGAUAGGCUUUUACGUCUUGGAAGGAAUGAAGUUUCCAGGGUCCGAUGGAGUGGCUGUUCUGCAGUUACUUGUGUACUGGAAGGCAGCAUUAAAAAUCCUCAUGUUAAUAAGAAUUGGAAAGGAACCAAUAACUGGGAUGGAUUAUCAAAGAACAACCCUUCCCAGAUGAUGCCACAAAUAAUUUCAGGAGUAUUACACAUUGCAAAUGCUGGUAAUGUACAAGCAGUCUUAUGCAGAAAUGGGAAAGGUUUUUGCCUAACCAAAGAACAUACUACUCGAAACAUCAAAGAAAGAAGAAGAGUACUUCAGACUGGAGCAGUAAUCAGUUCAAAUGAACCGUAUGGGCUCCUAGAAGGGCAAAUAAAAACCACAAGAGGACUUGGAUUUCAUGGAAAUCUCAAACUGAAAAAAUCCAUUAUCCCAGCACCUCAAACUAUUUCUAUUCCUAUGGAUGACUUAUGUCAAUUCCUUAUCUUAGCUACUAAUGGACUCUGGGAAGUUUUGGAUAAAAAGGAAGUCACUGCAAUGGUAAUAACAAUGUUUCAUAUGUAUAAAGAAACAUACACCUCAAUCACACAGUUAGAAGCUCUACCAUCUACAGGGCCUCCGCUUCUUCCAAACAGUGACAAAAGUAAUAAUGAAUUUGAAAGUGAUAUCCACAUAUUGUUUCAGUGUGAAUCCAAAUCUGAAGAAUAUGUGUCAACCACAAAUUCAAAAAACUCGUCUGACUAUAGUAUUGAUGACCCGAAAAAUGAAGAAUUAUCUUCACCAACAACUAGUCAUGAGAAUGAAAUUGAAAGUGUAGAUGAUGAGCAAACAAGUAUAAAAGAAUUAGGCACUAAAAAUUUCUAUGAAGGUGCAGCUGAGUAUAUUAGCCAUAAACUUGUAAAUGCUGCUUUAGAGGCUGGAUCCAGAGACAACAUUACAGUUAUGGUAAUAUUUCUCAGUGGAAGUGAAUAUCACUUGCUGCCAUAA
Molecule: messenger RNA, 1985 nt
Organism: Marmota flaviventris (yellow-bellied marmot)
Lineage: Eukaryota; Metazoa; Chordata; Mammalia; Rodentia; Sciuridae
Gene: Pp2d1
Product: protein phosphatase 2C like domain containing 1
Biological process (GO): protein dephosphorylation
Molecular function (GO): protein serine/threonine phosphatase activity
Source: RefSeq, a predicted model, not a curated record